AGUAACGCGCUAACUUGCUUGGCUAUUUAAGCUGAGUGCAAGCUAUAAACGAAAGGUGUUUAAUGUUUCUGUGGUACAUGUAUAUGCGUUUCGACAUGGAUUUAAGUUACUAGUAUUUGCCCCCGUUCGAAGAAGAAUGGGUAUAUUGUUUUACUGAUCGAUCGGUCGAUAUGCUAACUAUGUAUUAGAUGACAGCGAGAUAUUAGUUAAUAGAGGUGCGCUUCUUGCAUGUAAACCGCCAUAGACAGCAGUUUACAAAUGUUAAAAACCCGUCUUUUAGCAAUGUUCGGAAGACAAAAAACAAACAAAUAAAUAAAUAGAAGGGACUUAAAGGAAGCCAUAUUAAAGAAAGACAAUGAGCACUGCAAGUGGCUGCUCGGGAGGUGAAGUCACACAUGUUUUGACAGGUACCAGAGAAAUAUUCCAGUUCAUGGUUGAGUUAGACAAGCUGCAUGAAGAAGGAAUCUGGAUGGUUUCUGUGUCAGGAAAGACUGGCGAACAGAAAAUUUUUAAGCUGGAGGUUAUUGGAAAAGCAUCACGACAGUUAAGUAAAAAAAUAGCAGAUGUCUGCAAUUGUUGUUUUGAGAUUUUUUAAUAGAUUAUAUAGUUUACUUAAACGUUUAUCAUAUCUUGUAAUAUAAAUAGUAGUUUUGCAGAUUCGUGCACGUACCUAGGUUUACUCGUAUCAGUACUCAGGGGAAUAACUUUUGGGGCCAAAGCUUAUGAGUCAUAAAAAGAAUAUUUAACUGAGCGAGAGAAGUGAGGUAAAGGGGGGAACGGGCCUUUAUAUCACUUUUUUUUGUAUGUUCGUAAUUUGAAUUUUAGAAAAAACAGAAAUGUUCUCUACAAUGUGAACGCCACUAUUAAUGUAAGUAGUGCUACUCGUGGUAUAAGGGGGAGUGGGGGAGGGGUCCCUACAACACCCUCUGUCGUGGUAUCUUUGAAACUAACCGCCCUACACCCCUGAGAUCCAUGCAAUUCUGUUCAAAUAUUUCAAUCAGUAAAGUUACUUUUCAAACGUUUGUUCUGGGAAGGAUCUGCAUCUAACUUCUAAAAUAUAGAAAAAAGGAAUUAAAAGUUUCCUAUAAAGCUUCCUGAAAAUAUACACAUCUUGUUUAUCAAGAGAGGAUACAACCCAAAACAUCGUAAAGUACAGUGCUUAAUUUACAGUGCUAAAAUCAAACCAAAUUUUAAGAAUACAAAUGACAAAAUUACGAUUUGUACAUGCACAGCAAAGCACGGGAUUUUCGCAAAAAAUAAAAUUAUUUUACCGAUAUUUGUGUCGGCAUUUAGGUAAAUAAAACCAUGUUUAAAAUUCACUAGCUUACGUUUUAAAAUAAAAAAAUAUAUAUAUCUACACUCUUCAAGGAUCUAGUUGGAAGUUUUGUUCAGUAUAUGUCAAAUAUUGUUUCAAAUGCAAUAAUUCUACCAGUAUGGUGUCAGCCCUAGCUGUACGUCGUGGUCUAAAUUUAAUUUGUAAGAUAUCUAAUGCACUGUUAACUGUUUAUAGUUGGCUCUAUGACUAGGUUUUUUUUGGUUGCCUUUCCAGUAAAAUAUAGGUCGAUACUUUAAACAUUUUACCGAAUAAACGUUUAUAAACGUUAUGUGGCACCAUUAUCGUUUUUGUGCCCAUAAGUUUUUUGUCAUGUUGGCGGUAUUUACUGAAUAACAUUGAAUGUAAAUGUUUAUUUUUUAAGGAUGCAGACCUCCAGAUUUAUGUUAUUUUUUUAAUAAAAAAUUGCUUUCAUUACUUAAUAAAUUAAAUGUACUAUUUGGGAACAAGUAGUCGGACAAAUAUUCAUAUUUCGGCUCCAUUAUUUCCUCAACAAAUAUUUGACAUAAAUGAAGCCCACACUGCACAUACUUCAGCUCCUUCUGCAUCCGAUGUUGUUAUCAGUAUUGCGUUGGGACGUAAAAUAUGGGUUUCGUGGGGCCUCAAAUGGGGUCACAAAAAGAAGUUAUUUUCCCCGUGAAGUAAACCAAUAGUCGGACAAUUAUUUUGACGAUAUUGUGCUGUAAUAUUGAUAUCGGAAUAGUUAAUUAAACUAUUUUUACACAUUUCUCCAAAAAUGCACAUGAAAGAUAACCGAAUUUUAAUAGCAGCUACGAAAGCAUAGAAAGGCUAGCUAUAAACAAACUCGAAUUUCGUGUAACACCAAUAGAUAUAGAAUAAAAUUAGUGCAAAAUUCGACAGCCUUGCAUUUUAUUUAACUAUUACGGUGAAAUUAAAAUUAGCACAUGUUAUCAGCAGAAAAUCAAUAUGCAGUUUAAUUAUUUCUUCCCUACUUGAUACUUGAUACCUCGACAAGUGUAAACAACUGCGGAUGCGCAAUGCUAUCGUUAUGCCCCGUUAAGACAGAAAGCUGUUUUGUAAACACAGGUGAGGUAUCAUCAUAAAACCUAACAUUAUACAGCGUUGUUAUAUAGUGGUUUGUUGUAGACAUGAAGAACAAAUAUCUAAAUGAUCCAGAUGAAACAAUUACGUGAAUAACGCCGAAAUAAAGCUUUUAUUACAUGUGUCCGGAAACGGGUCCUGUCCGGACACUGGUUCCCAACCAGUAAAGUUUUUAUGUGCAUUUUAGAAACUGUUUAAAUCACUCUUUUAAUCAAGACAGUAUACAGAAAACUCUCAAAAGGGUUAGUCAUGCUAUUGAAUUUUGAUGCAAAGUGGAAAGAAUUUAGCUGUAUUUUAUAUAAUACACAUUAAGAUGUCUUCUUAAACUGCACUGGUCGUCUGACAUAAAUUGCUGUUUCUUUUAAGAGAAUGAAACUUCAUCUAGAGGCGUGUCCCUUUAUGUUUCAUAUGAUGAUAUAAUUUCAGGAUGGUUCCUGUGGCUGCAGGGAAACAUUCCAUAAAGAAUACGUGGAGAAAGUGUUUGAGGGUAAAACAGAAGGCGAGAUUAUCCAUAUAUACAAGACAUACUUACAAGGGCAUAUGAGGAGCGAUAAUAUCCAAAAGUGCGCCAAACAGAUGAUUUCAGCUAUCCAGAAUAUGUGCAUGGAAAAAAACUUAGCAAAGCUUGCUUUCAUUACGUUUGAAACACAUAUGUCAUCUGAACGUCUUUUGGAAUCAUUCGAAAACAAAUUCGAAGAUAUGACUGACGAUCUUACAGCUGUUUUCAUUUCGGCAAUAGACGGCGAAAGAGUUCAAAAGUUCUUUUGUCCAGAAUCUGGAAAUGCAACUAGCAAAUAUAAUGAAGAUGGAAUGACGUUUACGGAUUUGGAUCAAGAAUAUUUUGCAACUACGCAAAAAAGACAUAAAAUGCUUCAAGAGAUAGUUAAAAAACGGCACAAAACACUGAUACAACUGUUAGGCAAACUGUUGGACCAACAAGGUGAGGAUGAAUAUGCCAUGUGCAAAAUGCUUGAAAUGGAUGGUGUAGGAAGAGUACCAGAUAUGGAUGGCUAUGACUUUACAUUCCAUACAGUUUUUCAACAGGUUGCAUACAACAAUGUAGAGGAUGCUGUCUGUCACAAGACUUUUAAACGACUGGUAGAAACAAAAUGGGACAAAUGGUGCCGAUCUGCAUUUACUAUUGAUGCAUGUUUGUACCUGACCAGUUUUAUCCUGUUGACGUUUAUUGUUAUCUCUGGCGUGACUUCUUCUGAUGUGAAAACAUAUCACUCUCCGCUGGAUUUUGUUAGGGUAAUAUUUGAGGUCAUCGUAUUCGCAAAUGCCCUCAGAGUGCUAUUGACGGAAAUAUACCAAAUUGCAACACUGCGCACCGGGUACCUUGUAGACAAAACAAACAUCCUGGAGAUAAUAGCACCAGCUCUCUUACUCUCAGUUUUACCAAUGCGGUAUAUCCAUGAACAAGCUCACUGGUUUAUCUUUGCUGCCAGUUACUUUCUCUGGAUGUUACAGAUAAUCAAAUAUGCUCCUGUCUUCAAAAGUACGGGUGUUUAUGCUGAAGCUCUACAGACGAUGAUCAUUGGAGACUUUCUGAAGUUUGGUAUUCUUAUCUCUAUAACAACCAUCAUAUUUUCGGGCACCUUUCUUCUAGUGCUAAAGGGAGAAGAUAGUUUGACAAAACACGAUGAAACAAGGACGUUCUGGGGAAUAUUUCUUGUCGGACUGAGGAUUAUGGUUGAGGCUGAUAGUGUUGUAGAAUACACAGGAGAAGAUGGAUAUAACCCAACUGGAGCAAUCAUCAUGAUGCUGUUCAUGUUCUUUAUGGUUGUUGUUUUGCUCAACAUACUGAUUGCACAGUUGAUAAAUACAUGUCAAAGAAUCGAAAAUUCCUCCAUAAAGGGGUUCUAUCUUCGAAGAGCGAAAAUAAUUGCUCGUAUGGAACGAGAACAAACGCCAAUACCUUGUUUACCAUGCGCUAAUGUAAAGCAAAGGAAGAAAUGUUACGAAUGUAGAAUCAAAAUGGACAGAAGAAUAGAGGAUAUGAAUGGUUCUACGAUUUUGAACGAUGAUCCCUGGGCAAUGCUUCAAAAUGUAGAACAAGGUUUGAGGAAACUGUCAGAAAAUGUCAACGUUUCUAGAGAAGGAGCCGAAGGAAAAUUCGAGGUAAACAGAACAACCAUGGUCAGUAAAACUGCCGAACUCAGCAAUCAGGUAGAAAAACUUCAAGAAACAUUGGACGACAUGAAUUAUAAGAUUGGUAUUGUCAUUGGAAUUACACAAUCCAUCCUAGAAAAGCAACUGCAUCACAAAAUGGCUGAAGUAAUGAAUAAGAUCACCGACGACCUAAUGCAGCAAAUUGAAAAAGAAAAGAGAGAAAGAAAACGUGCAAGGACGACAAGAUGCUUUAUUUGUUCAUUGUUUGAUAAAAGAUGUACCCAUACAUAACAUUCCUUAGUGACGUGAGACAAAUUUCUAUUAACUGAUACUCUACUAAGACGAGCAGUUGCAUCAUGCUAUUUUGUGUAAAAACUAACACAUUUUUGUCCACGUAACUACAGAUAGAAACUUAUAUAAAAGCAAAUCCUUUAAGGUUUUCAGUAUACAAAAUCAGUCAGUACAAAAUCAGUCAGAGCAUUAUAGUGUAUUUAUAAAACAUGUCUUUGCUCAAGUCAAAGAAAUAGACUAUUUAAGGUUCGUGUUAUCAAAUGAGGUAAAAAUGGGAUAAUUCUAUCUGUAUCAACUUUACUUUUGUUGUAACACAUUCGUACACUGAACAGUUUUCCUUUUUCAAUAGAUUAAAUGAGUGUCUAGCAACCGGAAAAGUUGGCAAAAGUUGGCGAAAAUCUUAGAUUCUUUAAACUACAGUCGUAGUUUACAAUUGAUCUUUUGCUAUAUAUUGAACAUGUAUGAUUCCGUUUUUUCAGUAGUGUAAAUAACUGAAAUAUCCAUAAAAUCCAAUUUAUAUGUCUACUGUAUAUGUAUAGUAGGUUAAUAAGAUAGAAGGCAGUACCAUUUACUGAUGAGAUAAUAUAGUUCCAUUCAAAUAACUAAAUAACACAUAAUGUAUUGCGUAGGUGUGCUUUAAGACAGACAGGCGCAUACCUUAGCAUUCCAAAUAACUAAAAUAAUAUGGUUAUUAAAUUAAUAAGGCUUGUAUACAAUUCAAUACAAAUCGAGGCAGUAACAUAAUAUUCUAUUUAGAUACUGAGGGGUCCACAGAAUGCUCAUGUUACACGCAAGACACAUCUGCGUCAAAUUCUAUUCCAAAACUCAAAAGAGGCUACAUUCAGAGGGGCUGUACUAGUUAACACGACGGAUGUUUAGAUUCUGAGUUAAGUAAAGGUUUUUGUGUCGAUUAAUGAGUUGGGUCUACCAGUUCGGCUAUAUGGUGUAUAUAUAUUGUUUAGAUGAAAUAAAAAACUGGAUCUAAAUUUCACACUUGCUACAGCUGUUUUUUAAAGAAAAAAAAAACUGAUUGUAUUUAACUACAACUUUUUACGUACAGAUAUGCACAUUUGUAAAUAAUUCAAAAUAUAUAUUCGAUGAAAUUUGGGAAGGAUAUAUGGCCUAAUUAGUUACGUCCAUCAUUAUAUCAGUGCACAAGACACGAGUCUGUGUGUCAUGUCUCGGUUGUUAGCGUACUUUUCCAGAACGAGAACUUUGAGGUCUUUAGAGCAGCUUUUAUGGAGGAGUCUGUAGACAGUGAACCAACAUUGCCUUUAGUGGAUCACACAGUAAUAAUAUAGAUUAAAACAAGAACAAAUCUGACCGAAAUGCUGGUGAAAUAACAUUAAGACUGUUAAUGUGUUCUAUGUCCAUUAUGGAUUUCAUAAGCAUGAAAUCUAUGCAUCUUAUAAGUAGAGUGAAUUAAAUAUUAUUGUUUAUCAUUUUUACAUUGUUAAAUGCUUGAAAUGUUUAACUCUUUUGUUUAGCGGGAACAUUUAGUAAUACUAAAUAACAAAACUUUUUUUACAUUUUCACAUUUAGUUACCUGAUUAAACUUAACAGCUCACAACCUUUAGAAAUACAUAUAAAAGCUUUGUUUGAUUAAUAGCUUUUGUAAUUAAGUGUGUUAAAAUAUCCAUGUUUAGAACGGAACCUGGUUGUGAUUUUAAUUUUCACAUUAAAACAAUACAACUUUUGUCUUAA
Molecule: messenger RNA, 6502 nt
Organism: Mercenaria mercenaria
Lineage: Eukaryota; Metazoa; Mollusca; Bivalvia; Venerida; Veneridae
Exons: 15
Coding region: 2936-4798 (620 amino acids)
Biological process (GO): calcium ion import across plasma membrane
Cellular component (GO): membrane
Molecular function (GO): calcium channel activity
Source: RefSeq, a predicted model, not a curated record